Aspergillus terreus NIH2624 is the source of this 2775-nucleotide messenger RNA. RefSeq lists its product as uncharacterized. Bases 1 to 2775 code for a protein of 924 amino acids. The record is from RefSeq and is a predicted model, not a curated record. The transcript is spliced from 4 exons. NCBI's taxonomy places the organism in Eukaryota, Fungi, Ascomycota, Eurotiomycetes, Eurotiales, Aspergillaceae.
AUGGUUGUGAAGAGGAGUAGCCAGACACAGAAGAAAAUCCUGGGGGACCAGAAGCGACGGUCAGGUGUAAGAAAUCCCAGUGGGAAGACGCCUGGAUCGAGGUAUUCAGUUUUGGACCAAGUGAAUGAAGUGAAUGAAGAGGAUGAAGAACGCAAAGUGCGUUCCUCACUGAUACCAUUCCGGGACUGGGUGGUUCUAGCACAGGACAACACAAUCCCCUUUGUUGACGAGGAGGACGAUUUGCCCACCCCCCCAACUACUCCCUCGCCGGCCCUCGCUCGUCAAAGUUCCUUUUUUUUUUUUCUUACUCGAAACACCUGUUGCCAUCACCGUUCCCCUACCCCCAUUCCUGACGAUCCCUCAUCCGAUUCAUCUUCUACUGCCCCUUCAGACACCACAAUCACCCUGUCCAACGUAAACGCCAUCCGCGAGAUGUCGUCCAAACAGACAGCUGAGCAGGAUACGUUCACAGACUCACCCAUGGCUGGAGACAAGGGCUCCGCGCUUCAGCCUGACACCACCGAUCCAUUCGUACAGAAAUCGAAGCCUAGGUUCUCCGCGAGCCACGAAGACAAGCCCCUUUUGAACCCGUCCAGAUUCGACCGUAAUAAAGGUAUCAAGAACCGUUCCCCUAUUAAUGUCAUACACCAUAGAGAUCCAGCUAACUAUCUAACAGAGAACGUUCGUGACAGACCCAUGGCUCAAGAGACGCAAGAGCUCAGACUUCUGAGUUCCAACAGCUCAACCCGUAUCCCUCGGGGUGUUCCUCAGAAGCCUAGCCAAGGAGCUCAAUCUGCUUCUCUUAGAGGAGUCAGGGCCGCACCUGACAUCCGCAGUUCAAUCCCGCUUCCUAUUACUCUCCGCAGGCAUAGUGUGGAAGCUAUGGGUAGCCCUCGUGUUACUCCUAGUGGAAGCUUCGCCGGCGGAAUCCGCGUGGUAGACAAGCCCAAUGGGCCUCGUCCCAAGCCUUCUUCGGACGAACAGCUUGCUGUUCCCGACCAGGAGAGCGCCACCAACGAAGAAAAAGGAAAGGAUCGUAAGAGCUGUUCUUCAUCCUCUAUCAGUGACUGGGAUUUUGGCGACGAUGACGCUGCUCAACGCCCUCAGAAUGUUUUUACUGGCGAAUAUCGCACACGUAUGUUGCAUAAACCUGGAGAGAGAUUCUACGGUCCCAAGCUAAGAAUUGCUCGCUCAGCCGAGAAAUUGAUCAUGGGUCCAGAUAGCCCUGGCAGUACUUUUGCUGUCACCCAGAGGUCUAACCCUGCAUUGGUCCACUACCCGGACACUCCUACACGGUUCUCGGGAAAACGGCGUGUCGAUACAGGAAGUUCCUCCAGUCCUAUCCUCGGGCCCUCAUCUUCAAACAAAAAGGACAGCAAUUCAGCGGAGAGUACUCCACUUGCUCGAAACUAUUGCCGAUCUGCUAUAUCUCUGGAAUCCAUUCCAAGAAAAGACUCCGGCCGUGAUCGCGCGAUCCAGCGUAAGCCUGUCAAUAGCCCUAGUCUCUCCAGCCUCUAUUCCCCGUCGGGCCAGGACGAGCAUGAGCCGUUGGUUCCAAGGGUCCCUGAGAAGUACAGCAUUCACCUGAAAGGCAGCAAAUCAGCUAGCCCGGUGACUCCCGUCAAGAGUACCUCCCAGUCGGGUGAAGGCUCCGUGCCCAAGAACUACCCAACCCCAAACACCGCUGGUAGCCCGGAGUCCCUCAGAUCCUUCCCCCCUCGAACGUCGUCUCGCGAUCAAGCAUCGCAAAGAACCAUGCAGUCUGGACCAGGCCCAGCAAUUGUGUCUGCCCACGUUUCCGAUCAGUCUGAAAAACAAAACAGCAAUGUCGCGCCUCAGAAUCUCUCCAAGGAGCCGACUACCCAGGCUGAGCAGCUGGCUAGACUUCCUGACUCGAAGAGUACCCGUAUGCUCGAUAGCUUCCGCAACAUCUUCAAGCAUAAGAACGCUGUCGAUAAAAGCCGUGGAAAAAAGGAAGAGCGUGAAACUCCGGAGCCCGAGGCUAGAGCUCAAACUCCGGUCACAGCUAUACGUCUCAGAAACGAGGAUAACAGAACUGGACCUGCGAAAGGAGUCUUCAUGUCCAGGGCUAGAUAUACCAGGCUUUCGGAUGGCGUCAGCUGGAACAAGACACCCCGGAGCCCCAAGUCAUCUGAUGAACAACAUCCUUCUGCACGCCAGUCUACUUCGAUCUCGCCGCCCGCCGCGCCUGUGGUGCAACAUGUCGAAGACACUCCAUCCUUUGCUCGUCCGACGAAGUCGACCCGUACCAAGGCCGCUCCCGUUAGAGGACAGAGUGUCGGCGGCUCAGAUGUUCGGGUUCGCAAGGGCCAUAUCAUGAUUGCGCCCACGGGAAGUCCCCAGCGCCCCAGUCGUUACAGAACUCCUCAUGCCGGCCUGUCUUCUGGCCACAAGAAUAUAAUCAACCUGCCGCGCUCUAUCGGGUCAGUUAGAUCCAAUCUCAGCUCGACACCUGGGAAAAGUCUUGCAACCGCGAACGAUACUUCGGACAUCACGAAGACCUUGGACGAGAUCCACGCCUGUAUCGAGACUCUCUGUAAGAGGGCCACUGACGAGAACGCCCGUUCCAAGAGAGAAGGGUACAUCCGGAUGGCUCUCUCACUGCAAUACCAAUACAGCAACUACAACAACAUCGGAAAGGAGGUGAUGGAGGCUGAAGAGCUGGCCAACAAGAAGCGUUCUGAAAAGUGUCUGGCAGAGAACGCCCUCUUUGAGCACUUCUCUCAGGUGAAAGCUCACCUCCACGAGGAAUAG